AUGGCUUCGCGAUCCGCGUCGCUCGUCCGUCCAAUGCGUGCGGCCGUCCGCGCUGCCCGGAGCAGCAACGCCGCCGCCUCGCCCGCCACCACCGUGGUGCGGGCAUUCAGUGCCUCCGCCAGCCGCGCAAAGGAGCUCGCAGGAGACAUUGGAGCACUGCCAAACAUGCGUCACGCACAGCGGAACCCCGUGGGCCCUCUAAAGGUGCCCAUUGUGAAUCCUGCCGACCAGUAUGAGGAAAAGGCCCAGAACCUGCACGCUUACGGACAGUACUUGAUGUCUGCACUGCCAAAGUACAUUCAACAAUUCUCCGUGUGGAAGGACGAGCUGACCAUCUACAUCUCACCCUCGGGCGUCAUUCCGACCUUUUCCUUCCUCAAGUACCACACCGCUGCCGAGUUCACCUGCGUGGCUGACAUCACUGCUGUGGACUAUCCGACCCGCGAUCAGCGCUUCGAAGUGGUUUAUAACCUUCUCUCCGUCCGCCAUAAUGCCCGGAUCCGCGUAAAGACUUACGCCGAUGAAGCCAGCCCUGUCCCGUCCAUCUGUAGCCUGUACGACGGCGCCAACUGGUAUGAGCGCGAGGUGUACGACAUGUUUGGAGUCUUCUUCGUCGACCAUCCCGAUCUGCGCCGCAUCAUGACCGACUACGGMUUCGAUGGCCACCCACUGCGAAAGGACUUCCCUCUAACGGGCUACACUGAGAUCAGAUAUGAUGAGGAGAAGAAGCGCAUAGUGGUCGAGCCGCUUGAGCUGACUCAAGCUUUCCGGAACUUUGAGGGCGGCACAGCAGCGUGGGAGCAAGUUGGUCCUGGGCACGAUCGUAAACCAGAUACAUUCAAACUACCAACACCAAAGCCGGAGCCACCGAAGGAGGACGAGAAGAAGAAGUAA
Messenger RNA from Ramularia collo-cygni, 894 nucleotides. Its product is annotated as probable NADH2 dehydrogenase (ubiquinone) 31K chain precursor. Lineage: Eukaryota; Fungi; Ascomycota; Dothideomycetes; Mycosphaerellales; Mycosphaerellaceae. Gene Ontology annotation, molecular function: NADH dehydrogenase (ubiquinone) activity. The transcript is spliced from 4 exons. The record is from RefSeq and is a predicted model, not a curated record. Bases 1 to 894 code for a protein of 297 amino acids.